GGGUGGAUUAUCUGAAGAAGUCUGGGGGGUAUAUUGGUGGUGGUUAUACCGAGGUGAUGGAAAGCUGAACGAUAAAAAGAUGAAGCUCCGUGUUAGCUCCCCGGGAUGCAGCUUGUGGUAAGGUAAGCUAGAUAGAGUGUUUGUUGGUGGUCGAAAUGCGAAAACGAAGUUGCCGGCUUGGCAAACCCCAACAAUUUGCAGGGCAACUCAGCUCAGCUCCGGUUUUUCCUUCUCCGCGUCAAUCCCGUCAAUCCUCCGCGUCUUUUCCCACUUCCCCCUCCUUUUGCACUCACGACCCCUCCGCAUUUUGAUUGUUUGUCUUAAGGUCACGCCGUGGGCGAUCGCAAUCAUGGAGUUCAUCACCAAGCAUCUCGAUUGCCUGUCCAACUGGCACCUUCAUCUGCAGCCGGGAUGGCAGACUGUCGGCGCCUCCCUGCUUCUGGGUGCUGGGAGCUUGUACCUCGUCUCCCGCACCUUGCUCCUCGUUCGGGUCCUGUUGAGCUUGUUCGUGCUCCCUGGCAAGCCGCUCCGCUCCUUCGGCCCCAAGGGUAGCUGGGCCGUGGUGACCGGCGCCUCGGACGGUCUGGGCAAGGAAUUCGCCCUGCAACUGGCCCGCGCCGACUUCAACCUCGUCCUCGUCUCCCGGACCGCCUCCAAGCUCGACGCCCUCCGCGACGAACUCCAGUCGAAGUACCCCGCCGUGCAGACGCGGACUCUGGCGAUGGACUUUGCCCGCAACCAGGACAGCGACUACCACCAACUCAAAGAGAUUGUGGCGGAGCUGGACGUGGCGGUGCUGGUCAACAACGUCGGCAAGAGCCACAACAUCCCGACCCCCUUCGCGCUGACCCCGGAGGACGAGCUGGCCGAUAUCGUGACCAUCAACUGCAUGGGGACCCUGCGGGCGACCCAGCUGGUCGUGCCCGGCAUGAUCCAGCGGAAGCGCGGGCUGGUCCUGACCAUGGGCUCCUUCGGCGGCCUGCUGCCGACCCCGCUCCUGGCCACCUACUCCGGCAGCAAGGCCUUCCUGCAGCAGUGGUCGACCUCGCUGGGCGCCGAGCUCGAGCCCCACGGCAUCACCGUCGAGCUGGUCCAGGCCUACUUGAUUACCUCGGCCAUGUCCAAGAUCCGCCGCACCAGCGCCACGAUCCCCGACCCGCGCUCGUUCGUCAAGGCGGUCCUCUCCAAGAUCGGCCGCAACGGCGGCUCCCCCAGCUACGCGUACAGCUCCUCGCCCUACUGGAGCCACGGCCUGAUGGCCUAUUUUCUGACUUGCAUCACCGGCACCAUGGGCAAGUUCGUGGUGGGCCAGAACAAGGGGAUGCACGAGGCGAUCCGCAAGCGCGCGCUGCGCAAGGCCGAGCGCGAGAAGGGGAAGAAGAGCACCUAAGCGGGUGGAGAGAACGGGGGGGGGGAUCCUUUCUAUUCUUAGAGCCGAUCCCGCACGACCACGUGGGAGUGACUCAGGGAGGGAAGCGAGAGGGGAAGUGGCUCAUGGCUGGGAGGAGAGUUUCUACGCGGGGGAUGAGCAGGGGAUGGUGUGGAGUUCGGCCUGAAUUCCGGAACGGUGAAGGGUGUAGCAAGCUCGGUGUGAGAAUCUGUCACUCGGCAAGCCGAGCCGGAUGGAUCUGGCGACGUCGGUCUCGGGUUGCCGAAGGGCUCGGGGGAAGGGGGGGGGGGAUUCCUGUUUUUCUCUUUCGGCUUGCCUAAGCAGGGGACGGGACCGGCUGGACCUUGCCAUCGAUCCCCUACACGUGGUGAUAUUGGGCCAAUCAGGGUAGACAAAGGGGGGAUGCUUGCAGUCACAGAUCGACAGAUAGGGAAUCUGAUCACU
This is a messenger RNA of Aspergillus aculeatus ATCC 16872, 1834 nucleotides long. Its product is annotated as ketoreductase. Gene Ontology annotation, cellular component: endoplasmic reticulum. NCBI's taxonomy places the organism in Eukaryota, Fungi, Ascomycota, Eurotiomycetes, Eurotiales, Aspergillaceae. Gene Ontology annotation, biological process: fatty acid elongation. Gene Ontology annotation, molecular function: ketoreductase activity. The transcript is spliced from 2 exons. The coding region runs from base 350 to 1390 and encodes 346 amino acids. The record is from RefSeq and is a predicted model, not a curated record.